UUUGAAGCGGGCGGCGGGCGGGCACCUCUAUGGCCGCGCAGGUCAGCCGCGAGCAGCAGGGCAUCACCCUGCGGGGCAGCGCCGAGAUCGUCGCCGAGUUCUUCUCCUAUGGCAUCAACAGCAUCCUGUACCAGCGGGGCAUCUACCCCCCCGAGACCUUCACCCGCGUCCAGAAGUACGGGCUUACCCUGCUCGUCACCACCGACCCCGAGCUGAAGAACUACCUCAACAACGUGGUGGAACAGAUGAAAGAGUGGCUCUACAAGUGCACCGUGCAACGCCUGGUGGUGGUCAUCUCCAGCAUAGAGAACAACGAGGUGCUGGAGCGGUGGCAGUUCGACAUUGAAUGUGACAAGAACGCCAAGGGUGAGAGUGCACCCCGAGAAAAAUCUCAGAAAGCCAUUCAGGAUGAAAUUCGAUCAGUUAUCAGACAAAUCACUGCCACAGUAACUUUUCUGCCUCUCCUGGAAACUGCCUGUGCCUUCGACUUGCUGAUUUACACAGAUAAAGACUUGGUAGUGCCAGAAAAGUGGGAAGAGUCAGGACCACAAUUCAUUGCCAAUUCAGAAGAGGUUCGCCUUCGUUCCUUCACUACCACGAUCCACAAAGUAAACAGUAUGGUGGCUUACAAAAAGGAUUCUUUUCCCUAAAACGGCUUCUUGUACAUAUCCUGCCCUCUUGUAUAGUUUCUGUUCAUAGUGCAGCUAUGUUGUGAACACACAAUUGCUCUUGCUGAAGUAUGGUACAGCAUGUGCCUGAUAAUGUGGAUAUGCUGUCCUGCAUCAGUGCAUGUCUUGUCCUUCUUCAGCACCUGCCCAGCGUUUUCUAUGUCUGUAUUCUUAUUUUAUGGAAUAAAACUUGAA
Messenger RNA from Lagopus leucura (white-tailed ptarmigan), 863 nucleotides. RefSeq names its product mitotic arrest deficient 2 like 1 (gene MAD2L1). Gene Ontology annotation, cellular component: cytoplasm; kinetochore; nucleoplasm. Bases 30 to 650 code for a protein of 206 amino acids. The transcript has 5 exons. Lineage: Eukaryota; Metazoa; Chordata; Aves; Galliformes; Phasianidae. The record is from RefSeq and is a predicted model, not a curated record. Gene Ontology annotation, biological process: mitotic spindle assembly checkpoint signaling.